Molecule: messenger RNA, 1667 nt
Organism: Arachis duranensis
Lineage: Eukaryota; Viridiplantae; Streptophyta; Magnoliopsida; Fabales; Fabaceae
Product: trihelix transcription factor ASIL2
Exons: 2
Coding region: 230-1345 (371 amino acids)
Cellular component (GO): nucleus
Molecular function (GO): transcription cis-regulatory region binding
Source: RefSeq, a predicted model, not a curated record
UUUUUCUAAAAUAUUUACUAUUAAUUUAUUUCAUUUUCUUAAGUUAAAUACUUUUUUUUUUCCUUCUUCUUCCCUCUUUUUUCAUAAUAUUGUUAGCCAUUCUUUUUUUUUUUUACUCUCUUUCUGUCUCUCACUUUCUAAUGCUACUGGAUGCCUUCUUCCAAAGACUGGUGAACUCGUUGCAGCAAGAAGGGUUAAAAAUUUUAUAGUUCAUGGGUGGUUAUGAGAUAUGGAAGACAAAGACGAGGACAGUAAUAACAACAAAAAUAACAACCAACAUCAUCAUAACCACCCAAAAGAAGAGCCACUAAUAAUAAGAAAACACAACACUAUUGGGGGCGGGAGCGGCAGCGGCAGCGGCGGCGACAGAUUAAAGAGAGAUGAGUGGAGUGAAGGAGCGGUUUCCACCCUUCUAGAAGCAUACGAAUCAAAAUGGGUUCUUAGAAACAGAGCAAAGCUCAAAGGCCAUGACUGGGAAGAUGUUGCAAGACACGUGUCAUCAAGAGCCAACUCUACAAAAUCGCCCAAGACACAAACGCAGUGCAAGAACAAGAUCGAGUCCAUGAAGAAACGCUACAGAUCAGAGUCUGCUACCGCUGAUGCUUCAUCUUGGCCGUUAUAUUCACGCCUUGAUCUUCUCUUGCGUGGGACGGGGCCUGUGCCCACUGCUUCCACGCUUGCAGCUUCGCCACUGAAACUGUCACCAACACUGCAGGCAGUGCCGGUGACAGUGACGGUGGCUGCUGCUGCAGCGACUGGUUCUCAUCAGUCGCUGCACUUUAGCAAUAACCAACAACCUUUGAUGUUGUUGGAGCAGCCGCCGUCCUCACAAGCCCUCCAUCAACCACCGCCACCUCCUGGUACUGUUGCUGCUCCUCCACCUCCUGCCACCACUGCGCAAAACUCGCAUGGAUCCAAUGGCGUUGAGAGAGUGAUAACCAAGGAAGAUGGGUUAUUAGGAACUAAGUCAUGUGAGCAUGUAUCUAACAAGAAUGAAGUAGAGACUGAUAGCAGCACACCAGCACUGUACAGUGAAAAGGAUAAGCUUAGAUGCAACAAGAGGAAGAUGAAGAUGGAGAGCAACAAGCAGCGGCGGCGAAAGGAGGAGAUGGAGAUAGCAGGAAGCAUAAGGUGGCUUGCAGAAGUUGUGGUGAGAUCGGAGCAAGCAAGAAUGGACACAAUGAAGGAGAUUGAAAAGAUGAGGGUCGAAGCUGAGGCCAAGCGCGCCGAAAUGGAUCUCAAGAGAACUGAAAUCAUUGCCAAUACACAGUUAGAGAUUGCUAGAAUCUUCGCAAGUGUUAAUAACAAAGGUGUGGAUUCAUCGCUGAGAAUCGGCAGAAGUUAAAAAAAUUUCUCUUUAAGGCGAAAACUCAGUUAGUUUCAUGUGAAGUUGAUAGCUAGUUGUUAUUCAUGAAAUUAACUGUAGUUAAAUCUUCACCUAAUUUUAAUAUUUUUCACAAGCCACCUAAGGUAAUUAAAUUAUGGAAGCUUGAUUAUAUAUCACCAAAUGUUGUAUGUGUAUAGAGUUUAUAUUUAUCAAUAUUAAUUAAUGUUGAGGGAGAGGGAGAUUUGUAUAACUUUGUAAUUCGCCUAACUAGUGAAGAUAGCAUCCUACUUAUCAUGAUUAUGACGGUAUAAUGAAAAUAAUUCUCUCUCCUAAGUGCUAA